Messenger RNA from Ctenocephalides felis (cat flea), 2044 nucleotides. RefSeq names its product glycerol kinase-like. Bases 291 to 1952 code for a protein of 553 amino acids. Gene Ontology annotation, biological process: glycerol-3-phosphate biosynthetic process; glycerol metabolic process; triglyceride metabolic process. Lineage: Eukaryota; Metazoa; Arthropoda; Insecta; Siphonaptera; Pulicidae. The record is from RefSeq and is a predicted model, not a curated record. Gene Ontology annotation, molecular function: glycerol kinase activity. Gene Ontology annotation, cellular component: mitochondrion. The transcript has 15 exons.
GUUUCUCACAUUUCGCUGAUAACAGUGGGUGUGUGUGUUUUGUUGCAUUUAAACAUGAUAAAAUUGUUUAAAACCAGUUAUAACAAAACAUUCAGCAGUAAAACAUUACUUAAAAGUGUACUUAAAGUUUUAUAAUUAGUUUUAACGUAGUGUAUAUAGUACUUAAGUGCCCUGGAAUUGUAUAUAGUAGGCUUUAUUUAUUAUUUAUCAAACAAAUGCUCAACGAAAUCGAUUAAUUUAUUAACAAAUACAUAAUUCAUGGACUGUACUUAUAUUUGCAAAGAUAAAUUAUGUCUGGAGACAAAAAUCCAUUGAUUGGCGUGAUAGAUGUCGGUACAAGAACUGUUAGUUUUGUGGUAUUUCGAGCAAGACAUACUGAAGAACUAAUAGCUGAGAGUAUCGAUAUCACAUUAAUAACACCGCAUGAUGGCUGGGCUGAACAAUGUCCGAUAGAAAUAUUGCGUGCUGUUAAUACUUGUGUUAGCAAAGUUUGUGAAAGACUUCCAGAAUAUGAAUAUACUGUGAAAGAUAUUGUUGCACUAGGCGUUACAAAUCAACGUGAAACAACCAUAGUUUGGGAUAAAGUAACAGGCAGACCAUUACAUAAUGCUAUAGUGUGGAAUGACAUCAGAACAGACCGGACUGUGGAUUUAGUACUAGCUCGUUUACCUGAUCAAAAUAAAAAUCAUUUCAAACAAAUAUCUGGUCUUCCAGUAUCACCUUAUUUUAGUGCUUUGAAACUUCGCUGGCUAAUUGACAAUGUUUCAAAUGUUAGAAAAGCUUGUAAAGAAAAUUUAUGUAUGGCCGGUACAAUGGACAGCUGGAUUGUCUGGAACAUAACUGGUGGACCAAAUGGAGGUAAGCAUGUGACUGAUGUAACAAAUGCUUCUAGAACAUUGUUGAUGAAUAUAGCGACAUUAAAUUGGGAACCUGUUUUGCUAAGAGCUUUUGGUAUAGAUAAAUCCAUUCUGCCGAAAAUUAUAAGCAGUUCUGAAAUUGUUGGAACAGUGAAUGAUGGAUCUCCUUUACAAGGAAUUAAAAUUAGUGCUAUUUUAGGUAAUCAACAAUCAGCUCUAGUGGGCCAUAAAUGUUUUAAAAGGGGUCAGGCAAAAAAUACUUAUCGAAGUGGAUGUUUUUUAUUAUAUAAUACUGGGAAAGACAGAGUAAAUAGUAUGCAUGGGUUAGUGACAACUGUUGCUUAUAAAAUGGGAAAGAAUGCUGAUCCUGUGUAUGCAUUGGAAGGGUCUGUUGCUGUAGCAGGUGCGGCUAUGAAAUGGCUACGGGAUAAUAUGAGAAUAAUAAAAGAUAUUCCAACUGAAACUGAAAGUAUAGCUAAAUCUGUAUUUAAUACUGGAGAUGUUUAUUUUGUGCCUGCAUUUACUGGUCUUUAUGCCCCAUAUUGGAGAAAAGACGCUAGAGGGAUUAUAUGUGGAUUAACUGCAUUUACAACUAAAAAUCACAUAAUUAGGGCAUCUCUUGAAGCUGUAUGCUUCCAAACUAGGGAUAUUCUGGAAGCAAUGAAUAAAGACUGCGGAUUCCCACUUUCCAAACUUCAUGUAGAUGGAAAAAUGACAUCAAAUAAUUUACUGAUGCAACUACAAGCAGAUUUAGUUGGAAUACCUGUAUAUAGAGCACAAACAGCUGACAUAACGGCUUUAGGCGCAGCAAUGGCUGCAGGUCAAGCAAAGGGCAUUGAGGUCUGGCCUUUAGAUUUAGAAUGUCGUGAUACUAUUCCUAAUGAAGUAUUUUUACCUGAUACAACACCAGCAGAGAGGAAUGCACGUUAUACAAAGUGGAAAAUGGCUGUGCAGCGUUCACUAGGAUGGGCAACUAUGAAGAAAUCUAAAGCAAUGACUGAUGAGCGUUAUCAAUUAUUAGCAUCUAUUCCUGCGAGUCUUUACAUAAUAGGCAGUUUUUGUUUACUGGCGUUAUCUCAAUCAAUGCGUAAAUAAUGAUGAUGCAUUUAAAUGAUGUGUACAUACAUUAUUGGUGCUUGUUGAUAUUGCAUUUUCAAAAAAGGUGUAAAAGUAGAAAUUAAGAUCAU